Molecule: messenger RNA, 2091 nt
Organism: Sus scrofa (pig)
Lineage: Eukaryota; Metazoa; Chordata; Mammalia; Artiodactyla; Suidae
Gene: NKX2-3
Product: NK2 homeobox 3
Biological process (GO): regulation of transcription by RNA polymerase II; cell differentiation
Cellular component (GO): nucleus
Molecular function (GO): DNA-binding transcription factor activity, RNA polymerase II-specific; RNA polymerase II cis-regulatory region sequence-specific DNA binding
Source: RefSeq, a predicted model, not a curated record
GGCCCCAGUCCCUGCAGUGGCUGUAACAAAACCCAGACCCCCACGUCCAGGCCAAUGGAGGCGAUUUAGACUGGAGCGGGACCGCGUCUGUCAAAAGCCCGACUCGGGAGCAGCGGCGGAGUCCAGAAGGAGAGCUGGAGCCGCCGCGCUGCCUCCCCGCCCCCGCCGGGAUUUAUUGAGUAUUUGGACUGGACAAUUAAGUGGCUCUGAUGAUGUUACCAAGCCCGGUCACCUCCACCCCUUUCUCAGUCAAAGACAUUUUGAAUCUGGAGCAUCAGCAGCAACAGCACUUCCACGGUGCGCACUUGCAGGCGGACUUGGAGCACCACUUCCACUCGGCGCCCUGCACGCUGGCCACCGCUGACGGGACGCAAUUUUCUGACGGAGGGGAAGAGGACGAGGAGGAAGAGGGAGAGAAAUUGUCCUACUUGAAUUCACUAGCUACAGCCGAUGGCCACGGGGAUUCCGGGCUCUGCCCCCAGAGCUAUGUCCACACAGUCCUGCGAGACGCCUGCAGCGGGCCUAAGGAACAUGAAGAAGAGCCGGAGGUCGUGAGGGACCGGAGCCAGAAAAGCUGCCAGCUGAAAAAGACUCUGGAGGCGGCCGGAGACUGUAAGGCGGCGGAGGAGAGCGAGAGGCCGAAGCCACGCAGCCGCCGGAAGCCUAGGGUCCUCUUCUCGCAAGCCCAGGUCUUCGAGCUGGAACGCAGGUUCAAGCAGCAGCGGUACCUGUCUGCGCCGGAGCGCGAGCACCUCGCCAGCAGCCUGAAACUCACAUCCACUCAGGUGAAGAUCUGGUUCCAGAAUCGCAGGUACAAGUGCAAGAGACAGCGGCAGGACAAGUCUCUGGAGCUGGGUGGGCACGCGCCCCCUCCGCCCCCGCGCCGCGUGGCGGUGCCGGUGCUGGUGCGGGAUGGCAAGCCUUGCGUCACGCCCGGCGCGCCAGCCUACGGCGCGCCCUACAGCGUGGGUACCGGCGCCUACUCCUACAACAGCUUCCCCGCCUACGGCUAUGGGAACUCGGCAGCUGCGGCUGCGGCCGCCGCGGCUGCAGCCGCCGCCGCGGCGGCCUACAGCGGCAGCUAUGGCUGUGCGUACCCGGCAGGCGGUGGCGGUGGUGGCGGGGCCUCUGCGGCGGCCUCAGCCAUGCAGCCCGCCUGCAGUGCGGCGGGAGGCGGCCCCUUUGUGAACAUGAGCAACCUGGGAGGCUUCGGCGGCGGCGGUGGCGGCGGCGGCGCGCAGCCGUUGCACCAGGGUGCGGCGGCCGGGGCCGCGUGCGCGCAGGGCUCCUUGCAGGGCAUCCGGGCCUGGUAGGGACCGGGCAGGUCAAGCGGUGGGCCCCUUACAGCAGCCUGGCGCCACGGGACUAAAGCGCGAGAAAGGCUGGAUCCCAGGAAGGGCCAAGUCCCCUCGUUAAAAAUACAAAUAUAUAUGUAUAUGUCUCGUUCCCCAAGGCCCCACGCGAGGCCUGGGGAAGGGGGCUCGGGGCGAAGAGGAUGCCCAGGAGCGGUCACGGAGACUCUCUCUGAGGCAGAAACACUGGCCAGUUGCCGGGAGGAUGAUGGCCCCGAGCCUAGCCCCGAAAGGAGUGUGAGAGGUUGGGACUGACUCUGGCUGCCGCUCGGUUCUCCUAGAGAAGAGUUUCUCUCCCUCGGCCUUCCCGCAGCCUCUGCGAAGCGCUGGCGGAGAACCCAAGGACAAAAAUUAAAAUGAAGGAGAGAAAAAUGGGCGUCGUGACUUGAGAGCUCCCCAGGUCUUACCGACCCUCUGCCCUCUUUGCGGGCCGGCGCGCCACACCACAGUCCAUUUUCCUUUUCCCAACUGCCUGCUCUCUGCAACAGAUACCUCGACCUGGAUCUCCGGAUUGUCAGGGGGCGUAGACUCUGCGAGAAAAACCAGCGGAGCGAGAUCAAAAGUUGGGGGGUUUGAACAAAUCCGGGACCUGGUGGCCCACCGGAGGUGUUACCGGGUUUCCUUUCUGUUUCAUAUUCUGUAUUCAUCACAUAUAUAAUAUAUAUAUAUCCACAUGCCAUGUACACACCCGCUGCCAUACACUACAGGAGUCAAUAAACAAGGUGCAAUAUUUUCAAAC